AUGCCUUCUUCGCAGUCUCGGUCGCCUAAACUCGAUCGAUCGCCAUCGCAAUUGAAGAAAAAUUCAGAGACUCAUAUCGGUCGGCCUCCGAAUGCAUUUAUGCUCUUCCGGGCGUGGUUCGUCGCAAGUCAACGGGUUCCUGCAAACGUAGAAAGAGACCCCAGAAAAUUGUCGUCGAUCAUUGGCGUUGUCUGGGAGAAUUUACCCCAAGAUGAACGACAAACCUGGUACGCUAAAGCAAACAUCGCCAAAGAAGAACAUAGGCGAAAACAUCCGGAUUACACUUUCAAACCA
Molecule: messenger RNA, 294 nt
Organism: Lentinula edodes (shiitake mushroom)
Lineage: Eukaryota; Fungi; Basidiomycota; Agaricomycetes; Agaricales; Omphalotaceae
Exons: 1
Biological process (GO): regulation of transcription by RNA polymerase II
Cellular component (GO): nucleus
Molecular function (GO): RNA polymerase II cis-regulatory region sequence-specific DNA binding; DNA-binding transcription factor activity, RNA polymerase II-specific
Source: RefSeq, a predicted model, not a curated record